AUGGACUUUUGACUUUGGGAAAAAUGAGAAAUAUAAAUAAUCCAAUGCAAUGCAACUCGUAACCUUCAACUUUACUAUCAGCAUCUUCACAUUUGUCGAGUUCUGUUGCUAAAAUUGUGCACAGCAUAAUUUCUCAAUUUCUACUCUUAUCAUCGAAAAGAAGUACUUGAAUCAUCCAUUUAUUUAUAUACCGGCGAGAAUAUAAAUAUAUUGAUCGAAUAUCAUCAAAAUGGCUGGGAUAAUGAGAAGAUUGGUAUUAUCUAGUCUCCAGACACCAAGUAUCUUUUCUGCGUUUCGAUGUUUAUCGACCUCCAAUUCUCUCUUGAGAGAGUUCGUUUUGACGGAGAAAGUUGGUGAGAAGAAGAAUAUCGGAUUAAUUACGUUGAAUCGUCCCAAGGCGUUAAAUGCCCUUUGUGACGCAUUGAUGAAGGACUUGAGCGAUGCGAUCGAUGAAUUUGAAAAGGAUAAGGAUAUUGGAACCAUUAUUCUCACUGGGCAGGGAAAAGCAUUCGCUGCAGGUGCUGACAUUAAGGAAAUGCAAAACAAAAACUUUGCAGAAGUAUUUUCCGGCAGUUUUCUGAGUCACUGGCUCAGGGUGUCGACUUGUCGAAAGCCUGUCAUUGCUGCGGUCAACGGAUAUGCUCUUGGAGGUGGCUGUGAACUCGCGAUGAUGUGCGACAUCACAUUUGCUUCGGAAAAUGCAAAGUUUGGACAGCCAGAAAUUCUAAUUGGAACUAUUCCUGGGGCUGGUGGUACUCAACGGAUCAUCAAAACCGCUGGCAAGUCAAAAGCUAUGGAAAUAUGCCUCACUGGGGACCAGUUUACUGCUCAAGAAGCAGAAAAAAUGGGUUUAGUUAGUAAGGUCUUGCCCCCUGACCAACUAUUGCCACAAGCAAUCAAGACUGCAGAAAAAAUUUCCAGCAAUUCCAAAAUUAUUGUGUCAAUGGCUAAAGAAGCUGUGAAUCGAGCGUACGAAACAACCCUUCAAGAAGGACUUCUUUGCGAACGACGCCUCUUCCACGCGUCAUUUGCCACGGAAGACCGAGCAGAAGGAAUGAGCGCUUUUGUUGAGAAACGACCUCCAAAAUUCCAAGAUAAAUAGAUCGUGUUUUAUGACCUGGUUAAAAUAUACUUUAUUCUUGUGAAUCAUUGCCAAUUAUCCAGCUAAUCAUGACUUGACCUGGCGAAAUAGACAAACUAAAAAUAUUGUGAGAAUUAUAUAUCAGAUUAAAACUCAAAUUAUAUUUUCCAUAUUAUUGUGUAAGUGUCUAUCAUUAUUUUAGUCUGAAUAAUCCUAAUAAACCGUGUAAACGCAUA
Folsomia candida is the source of this 1317-nucleotide messenger RNA. It is a transcript of the gene Echs1, whose product is annotated as probable enoyl-CoA hydratase, mitochondrial. The record is from RefSeq and is a predicted model, not a curated record. The transcript has 9 exons. Gene Ontology annotation, molecular function: enoyl-CoA hydratase activity. Gene Ontology annotation, cellular component: mitochondrion. Lineage: Eukaryota; Metazoa; Arthropoda; Collembola; Entomobryomorpha; Isotomidae. Gene Ontology annotation, biological process: fatty acid beta-oxidation. The coding region runs from base 230 to 1102 and encodes 290 amino acids.